Messenger RNA from Pyrus x bretschneideri (Chinese white pear), 996 nucleotides. Its product is annotated as membrane-anchored ubiquitin-fold protein 3-like. Bases 398 to 760 code for a protein of 120 amino acids. Gene Ontology annotation, molecular function: protein binding. The record is from RefSeq and is a predicted model, not a curated record. The transcript is spliced from 5 exons. Lineage: Eukaryota; Viridiplantae; Streptophyta; Magnoliopsida; Rosales; Rosaceae.
AAUGAGGGGUAUAUUAGUCAUUCGAGGCGGUCACAAAUAAGCCUCCUCUCUGCAGAUCACUGCUAGAAAUCGUCACAGUUUCUUUCUUUUCAUUCCAGAAUCGAUUCGCUUACCGCCUGUUUGGUUGCCGAGAAAAUGAAGGAUUUCGACGGAAAAUAGAUAUCGAUUCCAUCGAGUACUUGAAGCACUUGGGUCAUAUGAGGUUCUUACUUGGUUGGAUUGGUCCCCAAGCCCUUGAUUCGGAUGUGCAGAUUUUUCCAGUUCUUUCAAAGAAUCAAUCGUCAUUUGCUGAAUUCGCAGAGGUGGGCUGCGCGAGUCUGAAAUUUUCGAGUAGAGGAGGUUGUCUGUUUGGGAUUUCGAGUUUGGAGAAGAAGAAAGGAGAAGGGGAACAUAUGCUAUGGGGCAAAGAGGGGAGCAUAUAGCACUCAAGUUCCGGAUUUACGACGGGACAGAUAUAGGACACAAUAGUUAUGCACCAUCUAUGACAGUAUCAUCUCUUAAGAAAAGGCUACUUGCUGAGUGGCCUCAAGCAAAAACAGUGACGCCGAAGUCAGUAGACGAAGUGAAAAUCAUACAUGGUGGCAGAGUUUUAGAGAAUAGCAAGACACUUGCUGAUUCCAGAAUAACCGCGGGCAAUGAGACCGGUGAGGCUGUGAUCAUGCAUGCCGUAGUACAGCCUCUUGUACCCAAAAACAAAAAGACAGGUAAAAACCAGAAAGAUAUGCAAAAGAUGAACUCAUGCUCUUGCACCCUCCUUUAAUCUGGGUAGCAGGCUCUCUGCAGCUUCGGUUGCAGCGGACGGAUCGCGUUUGAUUUUCACAAUUUUUUUUGUAAUUUUUUCUUUCAUAUUUCAUGUAAGUGCAAUGUAAAAUUUUCAUUCGAGUAUGUAGUCAUGCGGUUAAAGUUGCCUUUGUUGUUUUAGUGCUCUUUUGUCAGCACAUCAUAUGUGUUACUAUUUCACGUGUCAUAAUGCAGCUAGUUUCGUUUCAAGUACAA